CUUUCAAGAGUCAUCAGUGAUCUUGUGGAGUGCCUUUGGAAAAGACUUAGUUCUUCAGAUUAAUAGUGAGAGAUUGAGGAAAGAUGAAACUUUUGCUGGUUUUUGUCCUGGUGAUCGCAGUGGUGGCUGUGGCUGCUGAUUCGAAGAAAACUACCACCACUAAGAAGCCGACAACUACAACAACGAAGAAAACAACAACUAAAACUACUACAACGACGACGACGGCCGCUCCGGAACCAACCUGUGAAUCCGUUUACCAGGAGGAUUGUAACAUGUACUAUACCUGUGCCGGAAAUGGCCGAGCUGUGCUGGAGAAAUGUCGCGAGGGAUACAUCUACUACGAGCCGCUUCACGUUUGCCUUCCGGGUGAUCGCGAAACCUGCAGCCUGUAUCAUGUCUGAUCUUGAAGACGACGCAGAAAAAUAUGUUCAAUAAAACAGCAAACCUCAAA
Messenger RNA from Uranotaenia lowii, 451 nucleotides. RefSeq lists its product as uncharacterized. Gene Ontology annotation, molecular function: chitin binding. Bases 84 to 401 code for a protein of 105 amino acids. The transcript has a single exon. Gene Ontology annotation, cellular component: extracellular region. The record is from RefSeq and is a predicted model, not a curated record. Lineage: Eukaryota; Metazoa; Arthropoda; Insecta; Diptera; Culicidae.